Messenger RNA from Arachis ipaensis, 1326 nucleotides. RefSeq lists its product as uncharacterized. The record is from RefSeq and is a predicted model, not a curated record. Lineage: Eukaryota; Viridiplantae; Streptophyta; Magnoliopsida; Fabales; Fabaceae.
AUGCAUCAUCAAGACAAGCUUCUCCUAGAUGCCACGAGUGGAGGUUCAUUAAUCAAGAACAAGACCACUGCAGAAGCAUGGGAAGUUAUAUCAGACUUGGCGGACUCCACUCAACACUCAAGGGCGAGGAGCCCACAACCGAAAGCUGUGAAUGAAGUUUCUCCCUCCGGAGAUGCUAUUUUGACCAAGACCCUUGGUGAAAUGACAAUUAUGUUGCAACAACUCACCCAAGGGCAACAAAUCCCUCAAGCUUUGAUAAGUGCUCCACCUCAACCUCAAAGGAUCGAAGGACCACCAAGGGUAUGUGGUGUUUGUGCGUAUAACACUCAUUACACCGAUGAGUGUCCUCGGCUCCAAGAGGACACUACAUUGGCGGUAGCUAACUCUUACCCACAAAACCAAAUUAUAACUAAGGAUCUAACCAACAUGGAGGAAAUCAAAACCAAGGGUGGAGGGAUAACUCAAACCAAAGGUGGAACCAAGAUCCUCAAGCUCAUCCCAACCAAAACUCCCAAGUCUACUACUAUCAACAACCCCAAGGCCAACAACCAUACCAAUAACCAUACCAACAACCCCCACAAUCUCAACCUCAAGGGAAGUACCAACCCCCACAUAGUAGGCCUAGCCCUCCUCAAGAGCGGCACUAAAUUGGAUAAGAAUGUUGCUAUACCUACAAAGUUGAGUGAGGAGACAAACAAUGAAGAUGUGUGGGAUGAAGUGGAGGUGAUGAGGGAUGAAGAUGAAGGUGUUGAUAAAAGCAAGGAAGAACCACCCAAGGUCAAGGAGGCAAAGAGAAAGACUUUUCUUGAAGAGCCUUUGCCCAUUCCAUUCCCAACUUUAGCCAAGAAGGCCAAGAACCAAGAAGAGCUUGACCCCACUAUGGUGGAAGUUUUCAAGAAGGUUGAAGUCACCGUUCCUCUCUUCCAAGAAAUUCAACAAGUGCCAAGAUAUGCCAAGUUCCUUAAAGAUGUUUGCACUCACAAAAAAAAGCUUGGCAACCUCAACACAAGGCCGAGGUUCGGGGCGAGGUUUGUGCUAGCCGACAAGAGUAUUAUGUCCAUUAUUGGGAUUGCUGAAAAUGUCUUAGUCAAUAUUCAAGGAUUGCUCUUUGCAGUUGAUUUUCACAUAUUGGAGACACUUCCUAUUGAGUCAAACAAGCCAUCAUCCAUACUCCUUGGAAGGCCAUUCUUAAAGACAACCCGUUUCAAGCUAGAUGCACAUUUGGGAGUCUAUUCUUUUGAGGCGGAUGGCAAGUUAUUCAAGUUCACCCUGGAAGAGUCCAACAAGCCCGUUCUUAAAGCGUAUUCUAUUUUUGCUGCGAUGUAG